UAGUGGGAUGAAAGAACUAUCCCACCAUAUAUGUUGAAACGCUAGCCUCAAUAUAUAGCUCUACGAUUUUGUACAAAGAAAGAUUUUAUGUUCAACUGUGCAAACUAGUGUGAGUGGGUUUUGAUCUCUAGUUGUACACUCACUGGAUUUAUUGAAGAUGAAAGUGGCACUCUUCAUGCUGGCUGCUUGUGCAGCUGCAGCAAUGGCAGAGCCGGCAAUCAGCCAAGCCAGGCCAGUUUCAAACAGACCCGGAAGAUUUUUAUCACUACCGAAUCCACAAAAAUGUGCGAAUCGACCAAAGCAAUUCUUUUUCCGAGGCCACAACUAUUUCUUCAGUGGUCAUGUGCCUGAACUCGCUGGUAGGAAAGUAGAUUGGUUGGACGGCAGAAAUAUAUGCAGGGAAUACUGUAUGGAUUUAGUUUCUCUAGAAACUCAGGAAGAAAACAAUAUGAUCUUCCGACUGAUUCAACAAAAUGAUGUACCAUACAUCUGGACAUCAGGUCGUCUCUGCGACUUCAAAGGUUGUGAGAAUCGUCCAGACCUCGAGCCCAAAAAGGUCUUAGGUUGGUUCUGGUCUGCAAACAGGGAAAAGAUGGCUCCAACCAACAGGACUCCCAACGGCUUUAGUUACAACCCCUGGUCUCAAACUGGUCACAAAAAACAACCCCAACCAGACAAUGCAGAAUUCGAUAUCAACGGCACCAACGAGUCCUGCCUUUCUAUCCUCAACAACGUUUACAACGACGGCAUCGCGUGGCACGACGUGGCCUGCUACCACGAGAAACCAGUUGUAUGUGAAGACUCCGAUGAAUUAUUGAACUAUGUCGCUUCCACAAAUAGGGGAAUCCGUUUAUGAAUGAAGAGCAAAUUUUCAACCACUCUCUCUUUACUAUAAACAGAUUUAAUUUUUAAUAUUGUAAAUGGAUAUUUAUUUUUUCAUAAGUUCAAUUUUUUAAUAUCUGUACAAAACAAGCUCAAUUAUCUAUGCCGAAACUGAAAUGGUUCGACCUUAAUGGUAGUGUAAUUAAUAAAUGUAAGUGAAUUGUACAAAUCCUUCAGCUCUGCAAGUUUUUGCUGUAAAACGUGUGAAAACGAAUAAAAUUCUAGAAAAAUA
This is a messenger RNA of Harmonia axyridis, 1114 nucleotides long. RefSeq lists its product as uncharacterized. The record is from RefSeq and is a predicted model, not a curated record. Bases 158 to 856 code for a protein of 232 amino acids. Lineage: Eukaryota; Metazoa; Arthropoda; Insecta; Coleoptera; Coccinellidae. The transcript is spliced from 4 exons.